AGGCUCCGGACGUGCAGGCUCAGCGGCCAUGGCUCAUGGGCCCAGCCGCUCUGCGGCAUGUGGGACCCUCCCGUACCGGGGCAUGAACCCGCGUCCCCUGCAUCGGCAGGCGGACUCUCAACCACUGCGCCACCAGGGAAGCCCCCAGCCACCCAUUUUAUCACCCAAUCAGCCCCGGACAUCCGAAAGAAAUUAAAACGGGCAGAAGACGGCCCUCAAAGCCCUAUUCGAGAUCUGGUAAAGAUGGCCUGUAAAGUCUACAAUGGCCAUGAGGAUUUGGCAGAAUCCAGCCGACAGGCUCGGAUGCACCAGAAGGUGGCCCUCCAAACCCAAGCUCUUGUAGCCGCCCUAAGGCCGACCAUCUCCCAUGGAUCACAGCAUCCACGGGGUCCGCAAAAGGCAACCCCACUGGGGGCCUGCUUCAAAUGCGGAAAAGAAGGCCACUGGGCUCGCCAAUGUCCCAAUUCUCGACCUCCUUCUAAGCCCUGUCCCAGCUGCGGGCUAACGGGCCACUGGAAGAGUGACUGCCCUACGACUGGCCCUCCCUCAGCGUCUCCACGCGGGGGUGGGGGGGGCAGGCCGACCCAACGGCAUUACCAUUCGAACUGCUGGGAUUGGCUGACGACUGACGGCGCCCGGACUCCCAGACCCCCAUCACCCUCGCCGAGCCCAGGGUAACGCUACAGGUAGCGGGUUGGAUCGAGGCCUAUCCAACAACUCGAGAAAUGGCAGACACAGUCGCCACCAUCCUGCUUCAGCACAUCAUCCCCCGAUUUGGUCUGCCGGUAUCCAUUCAGUCGGAUAACGGACCCACCUUUGUCUCUCAGGUGGUUCAACAGCCCGGCGAUAGCGUCCUCCUCAAAGAAUUACACCCUCAAUCUCUCAAGCCACGGUGGACAGGCCCCCAUACGGUGAUCCUCACAACUCCCAUGGCAGCUAAACUCUUGGGACACCCCUCCUGGUACCAUGUCUCCCGCCUUAAAAUGGCCCCAACUCCAGAGACUUGGACAGCCCUACCGCUGGGUCCCACGAGACUACGGCUUGUCCGUCACCCUGUCUCUCCUCCUGCUCCUCCUCCUGCCACCCAGGACUCACCAGAUUUCCCUAUGGCGCUUCCAUGUCCACGGGACAUGGCAAGCUAAAGGUCGGACCCACGCUCGAGUCCUGGGCACGGGAGACUGCCAACCAGAUGGGUGCCAGGCCCUGGUAACAGUCCAGAUCCCCAUCUCUAACAUAGAAGGUGUUCUCCUGGGAUGGUCCACCCCCGCUGUCUGCUUCACUUACGAUCAGACCUGAGACUACUGUCAAUGGUGGGAUGAGACCUAUGGAGGGUGCCCCCAUCACUCAUGUAACAUCCAUGUGGCAAAACUAGAUACCAGGAGCUCGCUCCGACAAUCCCACCUGCUCACCACAAAUGGCAAGGGUCAAUUAUUCAUCAACAUCAAAGAUCCCUGGGACACAAGAUGGGUAAAAGGGGUACAAGGAAAAAUCUACUGAUGGGCAACUGAUGCCUACCCCGUGGGCUCUAUCAGGGUCUUUCGCUCAUAUAUCAGUUUGAUUCCCAAAGUUAUCCAACAGUUGAGAGAACAAGCCACUGCCAUCCAGGAAACAGAACAAGCCCUAAGACACCAACUACCUCACCCCGAACACAAAGAGGAUCCUUUUUCUUGAUUGACCCUCGACCGUCAAGCAGUACAGAUACUCAACCACACAGGAAUAGGUAACAUCUCCGACUGCCUUCUAUGUGCCUCGCUUGGCCGGCCACCCUUGGCUGCUGUCCCACUUGACCAGCCCUUCAAUUCUACUUCCUACACCUCCCAAAACCCACUUUUUUCCCAGUUAAAAGUCCCCAUAUUCCUUGAUUCAAAAAAUCUCACCAUCUGUUACGGCAGCCGCCCAAAUCUAGCUGAUACUGGGUUUCUUUGCAACUCAUCCCUCACGGUAAACACAUCAAUUGAAGCACCACCAGGCAUGUUUUUGUGGUGCAAUGGUUCCCUCACAAAAGAGAUCAAUUCUUCCUCCCCCUUCCCAUGUAUCCCCGUUACUCUUGUCCCACAACUCACACUGUAUAGCCAAGACGAAUUUUCCUCGCUAAUCACGCCGCCCUUUACCCGACAGAAAAGAGCUAUCUUUCUUCCUCUGGUCGCAGGCAUCUCUCUCGCCUCCUCCCUGGUCGCUGCAGGCCUCGGGGGCGGGGGGGGGGAGCUCUAACACAUAGUGCUUCAACAUCCCGCGACUUAGAACAUAAACUCCAGCUAGCCAUUGAAGACUCCGCCGCCUCCAUCUCCUCUCUCCAGCGCCAAAUCACCUCCAUAGCCCGAGUCGCUCUCCAGAAUCGACGAGCCCUGGAUCUCCUGAUGGCCGACAAAGGAGGUACCUGCCUCUUCCUACAGGAGGAAUGCUGCUAUUACAUCAAUGAAACAGGACUCUUCGAAGACAACGUAAACGCCCUCCAUCGCUUAAGAGAAGAACUCCAACGCAAACACCAACAGUCCGCCUCCCCAGUUCCCGAUUGGUGGCGAUCCACCCUCUAUACCUGGCCAACACCAAUCUUAGGCCCCUUAAUUCUCAUCUGCAUCUUGCUCAUGUUUGCCCCCUGCUUUCUUAGGUUCCUUCGCAGGCGCAUGGAGGAAGUCUCUCGGGUGGCCACAAACCAAAUGCUCCUUGGUCCUUGCACCUUGCUUCCUACAGAACCCCCCACUGGUCUCCCCUAAGCCUCGGACCUCUGGUUGCCCGACUCCCCUUUCUACGCCCCCAUUCAGCAUGAAGUAGCCAGAGAUCAGAACGCCGCCCCAUUACACCAAAGAUGUCGGGAUGUAAGGCCAACUGGCCCGAGGCAGGGGAACGCAAAAACUCUCCGGACCACCCAGUUCCAGAAACUGACCUGGAGACUUUCCGGACCACCCAGUUCCAGGAACUGACCUGGGAACCUUCCACCCGGCCCAGCCUUCCCUCCUUUCGAGGGGCGGAACUAGCGGUCCCAAGACUGGUGUAACCGGCACCAGAUAUUGCCACGAUACCCGAAGAGACCACCAAAUAAGGAAUACCCUGCGCCCUCCCAGAUUCACCACACCCCUUUCCCUUCUUCCCCUAUAAAAUCUUGCCCAACCCUCGCCCGGGUGCGACUUCUCUGGCCCCUUUCUCUCGGACCAGUGAACCUCGCCCGGGAGCGCCCCCUAAUAAAGCUCACUUGAAGCUUUCCUCUGUUUCGAGGUACCGUUUGUUAAGAUCCGACCUUACAACUUCCAUAAAGACUCACAGCCCACCUGAAGAAAAAGACCCUCACAGCCCAGGUUGCUGGGACCAUGUGUUCCUGAAUAUUCUCGGAAGUAAACAAGAAACAAAUGAGUUUCUCAAAUUGGUGGGGCAGCAAGCUGGCUCUGGGAAUGAGCCCCAUUUAUCAAGCAGAAGAGUAAACAGCAGAAAAAAAGAUGAAACCAAAAAUAUUAUAAGCCCCCCCCAAUGGAAAAUAAUGUUCAUUCAUCAAUUCCCAUUGGAUGUAUUACAUGCUCUAAUUUAUUAUAUUAUUAUUUUGUCUGUUUCUUUAAUCUUUGCCCAUUGUACUUUUUAAAAGAUGUUGGGAUGUUGACUGCAAUUUUUUAAGACUAGAUAAUGUAUAAAUCAGCUGUGGAAAUCAGUUUUAAUU
This is a messenger RNA of Mesoplodon densirostris (Blainville's beaked whale), 3646 nucleotides long. RefSeq lists its product as uncharacterized. The record is from RefSeq and is a predicted model, not a curated record. Lineage: Eukaryota; Metazoa; Chordata; Mammalia; Artiodactyla; Ziphiidae. Gene Ontology annotation, biological process: DNA integration. The transcript has 3 exons. Bases 726 to 1142 code for a protein of 138 amino acids.